AUGACUUCCCCUGCCCCGAUGAAGGUCUGCUUCGUGACCGUGGGAGCCACGGCCUCGUUUGAGCCGCUGGUAUCUGCCGUGUUGGAUGGCCGCUUUCUUGCUUCUCUCGGAGAACUCGGCUAUACGAAUCUUCUGGUUCAAUAUGGCAAAGACGGGCGGCCUAUCUUUGACAGGUUUCUUCAAGACCGGGACUCGGAGGAGGCGGCGACCUCGCACAGCAUCCAGGUGGAUGGGUUUGACUUUAACCAGGCUGGUCUGGGACGCGAGAUGCGUCUGGCCCAGGAGAAUGCAGCAGAAGGUCGGCGGAGUGGUGCGAUUAUCAGCCAUGCUGGCUCGGGGAGUAUUCUAGAGGCUCUACGUCUAGGAAUCCCACUGGUCGUUGUACCUAAUUCUUCCCUGAAAGACAAUCACCAAGAGGAGCUUGCGCGGGAACUUCAGAAACAGGGAUAUGUUGUUGCGAGCCACUACGAACAGCUACCCUCUGCAAUCCGCCAGGCUGAGGACUUGCGCGCGCGUAUGAUGGCUUGGCCGCCGGUCGACAGCGUUCAAACGAAACGAAAGCAGCCUCUUGCCGGAGUCAUGUCUGACGAACUGGGCUUUCUGGAUUGAUUUUUCGUAAUCCCAGAUAUCCACAUACGAUGCUAGAUCCAUCUGCAGAUUCUCUCUCAUAUAGCGAGCAUUGAGAUGAUGCUCCGGUCUUGAAUACAUGAAGCUGGAGGCAGUGUGGAUACACCUCGCCUUGAGAACGAGUAUAUAACCAGAGAGAGCGGUCUGCAAUCUGGCAUGACAAAUUAUAGAAAUAUUCUUAUUACAGUCGAAUGAUAAAAUCAAUUAGAAAGUCUC
This is a messenger RNA of Penicilliopsis zonata CBS 506.65, 843 nucleotides long. RefSeq lists its product as hypothetical. Gene Ontology annotation, biological process: dolichol-linked oligosaccharide biosynthetic process. The record is from RefSeq and is a predicted model, not a curated record. The transcript is spliced from 3 exons. Bases 1 to 609 code for a protein of 202 amino acids. Gene Ontology annotation, cellular component: UDP-N-acetylglucosamine transferase complex; extrinsic component of endoplasmic reticulum membrane. Lineage: Eukaryota; Fungi; Ascomycota; Eurotiomycetes; Eurotiales; Aspergillaceae. Gene Ontology annotation, molecular function: hexosyltransferase activity.